GGACACCGAGGAAAGGAGGAAGUGGAUGAAGUCGACCGUUGGGCUCAACAGGUUAGCUCCUCCGAUGUUCUAGCAGCGGCUCGGACUUUUUUCUCUCUAAAAACAAACCAAGACGACACAAAAUGCCGCUGGGACCGUGGAGGAAGAAAAACAAGUCGACGAAGGAGCAUUUGGUGGACAACGAGGAGGUGAGCGGCGGACACGCAGGUGCCGGGAGCCCGGGGAAAUCCGUCGUGAACGGAGCCGGACUGCCGCCUCCACCUGCCGACCUGCGACCGAAGCUGGUGUUCCACACGCAGCUGGCCCACGGCAGCCCCACGGGCCGGAUAGAGGGCUUCAGCAACGUCAAGGAGCUGUACGCCAAGAUAGCAGAGGCGUUCAACUUCAGCCCACCUGAGAUCCUGUUCUGCACCCUCAACACCCACAAGAUCGACAUGGACAAGCUGCUGGGGGGGCAGAUCGGCCUCGAGGAUUUCAUCUUUGCCCAUGUUAAAGGGCUCAAAAAGGAGGUGGAAGUGUAUAAAUCUGAAGACGCUCUGGGACUCACCAUCACUGACAACGGAGCGGGAUACGCUUUCAUAAAGCGAAUCAAAGACGGCAGCGUGGUGGACGGGGUGAAGGUGAUCUGCGUGGGGGACCACAUAGAGUGCAUCAACGGACGCAACAUCGUCGGCACGCGGCAUUACGAGGUCGCCCGCAUGCUCAAAGAGCUUCCCAGAGACAAGUCCUUCACCCUCAAACUGGUGGAGCCAAUGAAGGCCUUCGAAAUGCUGGAGCCGAGGUCGAAGGGCGCCAAACCUGCCAACGACAACAAGAUGGGCACGGGGAGAGGAACUCUGAGACUCCGCUCCAAAGGUCCAGCUACUGUAGAGGACGAGCCGACAGAAUUCGAGGAGAAAGCCGUAAAGAAAGUAGACGACCUCCUGGAGAGCUACAUGGGCAUCAGAGACACUGAACUUGCUGCUACGAUGGUGGAGGUCGGCCGUGACAAGAAGAACCCGGACGAGUUCGCCAUGGCACUGGACGAGACCCUCGGAGACUUCGCAUUCCCCGACGAGUUCGUCUUCGACGUCUGGGGCGCCAUCGGAGACGCCAAGCAGGGAAGACUUUAAGUCUGCCGCUGCCCCGACGCAUACGUUCACCCAGAAAUAACCAAUAAUAACCCUUCCCAAACCCGCCUCCUCAGACUGGACAGACUUCAGCUCUGGAGUCUCAUGCAUCACCUGGUUCAGGCGUAGCUCCACUGUCAGCGCUUUGGUGUAAAGACCUCCAUGAAAUGAGGACCUGAAGAGUCGGUGAUUAAUCCCACGUUGUAGAAACCUUUUGUACCUCGGAGACACGAUAGCUGCAUUAAAAAGCCGCUGUUCUCUGUCAGGACUGUAGUAACAGGAGUCUGUCACACUGGUUAGAAAUGGUACAACCUGAAAUUUAACUCACUCAGCUCUGAUCACGUUUUCCAGCUGUGUAGUUUUGAAUAUAGAGACGUACCGCACGGCUUUUUAUAGUCUCUUUUUUUAUAUGUGAAAGUGCUGCUGAUUUUACAGCAGCAGCAUUCUGUAAUUAGCGUAAUAAUCGUAGCAAUAUCUGUCUCUAUGGCGACCUUUUAUUUCUUUAAAGAUCUUUUAAAUGAUAAAAAAAAAAAACAAAAAAAAAACACUCUGCUCUGUCCGUGUUGCUGAUCAGGUUUUCUUCUCUGUGCCUGGAGGUCGAGCAGCAGACAGCAGAGUUCUACCUUUUUCCUCGAAAUGCCUUCAGCUGACACAUUCCUGACGUCUCUCUGCUCCUCUAGUCCAGGGGUGUCCAACAUGAGGCCCGCAGGCCAAAAGCGGUCCUCCAGAGGGUCCAAUCCGGCCCUCAAAGUGGAAAAAUUCCAGAGAAGACAUUAACUGCAUAUUGUAAAUCAGUAAAACUAUAAAUCUAAAAUCAUUUCUAGACCAUGACAAGUUGUUUUGAUCAGAAAGGAAAAUACUAGAUUGUUUAUUGUUCUUUUGUGUCUCAUUUUUGUAAUAUUUUGUCUUAUUUUUGUUUUUUUUCUGAUUUUUGUUCUCACGUUUUUGUCGUUUUGUUUCUUGCUUUUGUCAUUUUGUCUUGUGUCAUUUAUAAUUUUUCCUGUCCAUUUUUUUGUCACUUUGUAACUUUUUUGUUGAAUUUUUAGUUUGUUUUUUUCAUGUCUCAUUUUUGUAAUUUUGUUUUGCUUUAUUGUUUUGUGCAUUGUUUUUGUCAUUUUGUUUUUUUUUGUCUCGCUUAUGUCGUUUGUACAUUUUUUUUGCCGAAUUUUUUCGUUUUGUGUCUCAUUUCUGUAAUAUUUUGUCUUGUUUUUUGUCUUUUUGAUCAUAAAGUAAAAUACUAUAUCGUUCAGUUCCGGUUACCAGUGACUAAAAUUAGUAGUUGUGGUUAUUUAGAGGUUAUUCUGCUGUGGUUUUACUGGUCCAGAUCAGUGCAGUGGAAACUGGACUAAGACGAGUUUGACACCCCUGGUCUAGUCUGUUAUCAUGAAACUAUGUAGAGAUGCACGGCUCGUGUUUUUGUUUUCCCUGUAAUUUAUUUCAUCAUGAAAAAUCAUCAUGCUGUAAGACAUUUUAGGGCUCGGCAUGAAAGCCACACUGUGUCUGGAACGGGAUCAACUGCAAUCCGAUGUCUUAAAUAAAUGCACUUUCUCUGUCAAACCGAAUUAAAACGGUGUCAUCUGGAGUUAAUAAGGGAUCACUGCUGUGCAUAGAAAUAAAAUCUGACAUCCUGUUGUAA
Messenger RNA from Amphiprion ocellaris (clown anemonefish), 2745 nucleotides. It is a transcript of the gene gipc2, whose product is annotated as GIPC PDZ domain containing family, member 2. Gene Ontology annotation, molecular function: protein binding. The transcript has 6 exons. The record is from RefSeq and is a predicted model, not a curated record. NCBI's taxonomy places the organism in Eukaryota, Metazoa, Chordata, Actinopteri, Pomacentridae. Bases 123 to 1112 code for a protein of 329 amino acids.